UUGCCAUCACAAAUCCAACGAGAUGAAAAACAAUCAUCAUAAUCACCUUCUCCUUGGCCGGAGAUUGACAAAGGAAACCAAAAGAAAGGUUAUUUCAGACACAUUCUUCAAAUUGCCUUGGGGAAGAGAAGAGAGUGGGAGACGCCGGCAGGAAGGCGCCGGCGUGACGUUGUCACGACAUCCACCGCCGGCCGGAGGAACCCAACUCAAACAACGUUAAAGCAACAACCUGUGUACCUGCUGCUGAUCAUCUCAGAGGGGAAAGCAGCAGAAGAAGAGGAGAUUUGAGAAGAAAAAAAAGGAAAGAGCAGCUAGCUACCUGGUCUGGCUGCAGCAACAUACAUCGUCGUCUCGUUAGUUCAAAAUGCAACUCCACAUAUCUCCAAGCUUGAGGCAUGUCACAGUGCUUCAAGGGAAAGGUGUUAGAGAGCUCAUCCAAGUCAAAGUUGGAGGCAAGAAGGUUUCGUAUCGAAUGAUCUUGUACUCGCUUCUCUUCUUCACCUUCCUCCUGCGGUUCGUGUUUGUCCUCUCCACCGUCGAUUCCAUUGAUGGCGAAACCAGGUGCUCCUCUCUUGGUUGCUUGGGAAAAAGAAUAGGGCCAAGAUUACUAGGAAGAAGGAUGGACCAAUCUGUUCCUGAAGUAAUGUACAAAGUACUAGAACAACCCAUUGACAAGGAUGAACUACAAGGAAGAACAGACAUCCCUCAAACACUGGAGGAGUUCAUGGCUGAAGUCAAAGAUUCAGGAUUUGAUGCCAGAAGUUUUGCUCUCAAGCUCAGAGAAAUGGUAUCACUAAUGGAAGAAAGGACAAGAACAGCGAAAAUCCAAGAGUAUCUGUACAGGCAUGUGGCAUCAAGUAGCAUACCGAAACAGCUCCAUUGCCUAGCCUUGAGGCUGGCGAAUGAGCACUCCACGAAUGCAGCCGCCAGGCUUCAACUUCCUUCGGCUGAGCUUGUACCUGCUCUUGUUGAUAACUCUUACUACCAUUUUGUACUUGCUUCAGACAAUGUCCUUGCAGCAGCUGUGGUUGCCACAUCCAUAGUCCAUAACUCAUUGAGGCCACACAAGUUUGUGAUCCACAUCAUAACAGACAGAAAAACUUACUACCCAAUGCAAGCCUGGUUCUCCUUGCACCCUCUAACCCCUGCGAUAGUUGAGGUCAAGGCGUUGCACCAUUUCGAUUGGUUCUCGAAGGGAAAAGUUCCUGUCCUGGAGGCAAUGGAGAAAGAUCAGAAGGUGAGGUCACAGUUCAGAGGUGGGUCUUCUGCAAUCAUUGCGAAUAACACCGAUAAACCUAAGGUGAUCGCUGCCAAGCUCCAAGCUCUUAGCCCCAAGUACAACUCCAUGAUGAAUCAUAUCAGGAUUCAUCUGCCCGAGCUUUUCCCAAGCUUGAACAAGUUGGUGUUCCUAGACGAUGACAUUGUGGUACAGACCGAUCUUUCGCCACUUUGGGACAUCGAUCUGAAUGGGAAAGUGAAUGGAGCUGUGGAGACAUGCAGAGGGGAAGACAAGUAUGUAAUGUCUAAGAAGUUGAAGAACUACCUGAACUUCUCACAUCCUUUGAUAGCUCAGCAUUUCAACCCUGAAGAGUGUGCUUGGGCGUAUGGAAUGAACAUCUUCGAUCUAGAGGCUUGGAGAAAGACCAACAUCAGUAACACCUACCAUCAAUGGCUUGAACAGAACCUGAAAUCAGACCUCAGCCUGUGGCAGCUGGGAACACUACCACCAGGGCUAAUCGCAUUCCACGGCCAUGUCCAAGCCAUCGAUCCAUUCUGGCACAUGCUAGGGUUAGGGUACCAAGAGAAUACCAGUUAUGAGGAUGCUGAGAGUGCUGGUGUUAUCCAUUUCAAUGGAAGAGCAAAGCCAUGGCUAGACAUAGCUUUCCCUCAGCUCAGGCCAUUGUGGGCCAAGUACGUUGACUUCUCUGAUAAAUUCGUGAAGAGUUGUCACAUUAGAGCAGCUUAAGAACUUGACCAAAUGGAAAAGGCCAACAACAAGGAAAGAAGACGAUCUCUCUUUCUGCUUUGUAUAUGAAGGAGAAGACUACAAGUGGAUGAUGAAGAGAAGCAAACAAAGAGGUUCAUUUGGCAGUUCCAGAACAAGAAGGCCUUCACAAGUUCAGAUUGUAAUAUAAUUUCCCCUCUUUCCCCCAUACUUUUCUUUCAUUUCCUUUCUUAUGGUCUUCUCCCGAAAAUUUGUUCUUUCCUUCCUUUGUAAUUCAUGCCACUUAGGAGAUUAGUAAACAGAAAUAAGUUUUUUUGGAUUCAAGAAAGGAAAGGAAUUUAACAGAGAAUCAAUCAUACAAAAAGAGAAACUUCUUGUUAUUUCGCCACUUCUUCCUGCAGUCUGUUUAUUUUCAGUUAUCAAAUGAAGGGAAGGAAUCCAUUGAUUCGGUCCAUUCACUUUCUUCCAGUUACAUUGGAGACCAAAUCUUUGAGAAACUUGGCAGACUUGGUGAUGGGAGAAUUGAUAGCCAUCAAGUUGUACAAAACAAUCUCAACUUCACCUAUGGAAGGCCUUGCCUUGAAUUGUGAAAUAACCUUCAUCUCACCUCCUUCUUCUUCAACAAGAACACUCCACUUCUCCCCACUCACAAUUCCAUCCCUCACACACUUAAAGAUCACUCCUUUCCUCUUGCUCAAAACUCCUUGAACCUCCAGCCCCAUGAAAGAAUAGAUGACCUCAAAUGAACCCACAAAGCCACUCAGUUCUUCUCCAAAAUCGCCAUCACCCCCUCCUUCAAGUCCCCAUCUUGGGUUCAGAAUCACAACUGGGUUUGGAUACAUACCGUCUGCAACCCUUUUCACAUCCACUAGCUGGGAACUCUCUGGAGAAAGAAACACUGCCACGUCAGCACCAGAUAUUGAUCUCCUGAUGUUGUCAUAGGAAGACAUGUCGACGUGUUCAACAUUGGCUGACGAUGAUGGUAAAGCGGACAACUGGAAUGCUUCAAUUGCAGCAUCUCUGAGUGCAGGGUUGGGCCAGAGGAUCAGAGUCUUGACUGGGGAGCCUUUUCUUUUGAUGGGCAAGUCCUUGAAGAUUUCAAGAGCUAGUUGAGAGAGGGAAGGUGGGGAAUCAUCAACCACAGGGAUUUCAACUUGGAACCUUGGCUGCUUGAGCUUCUUGAUCCUGCCAACGAGUUUGGGGUUGUUGAGGGGUUUCUCUAAGGUCUUGGAGAGGCAGGUUUGGGCUUGGAGGAUUGCUUCUUCUCUGGAGGCUGGUGGGUUGGAGGAUGAAGGAAGUGAAGAGUGGACUCGAAGACAGAAAAGUUUGGAUCUUUUCUUGGGAAGAACAGAGUGGGUGAUGGAAAGAUGAUGGAGGUCAUUGUUGCGAUGGGUCAGGGUAAAUGGAAGGGACUGGCUGAGAACUGGAUGCCGGUAAAGCAGUGGAGGUGGUGAAAGCUGUGUGGGGUUGAAGAUUUGAGAAUGGAGCUUGAGAAGACUACUGUAACCCAUGGAGGAAAGUGGAUACUUUGGUGGUGGUGGAGAAAAAGAUGAUGAUGCAGAGGUACUUACAUUGAGUGUUGGUUGAGACUUGCGAGAGAAUAACUGAAGAUGAUGGUCCUGUACUGCUGGUACUGCUGCGAAAUUCGAAGGAGAUAAGAUAUGAUUCAUGAUGUAUGGCAGCUUCACAGCCGCAUAAUCAUUUCAAAUGGAGUUGCCCCACAAGCUACAAUUCUGCCUUUAGGACAUCCCAAUCCAAGAUACGUCCUCUCAGAGUUGAUUCCGAUUUCCUAAAGCAAAUCAUUCCUGUUUUAGCCAGCGAUUGUAAAAUCGUACCAGAGGAUAUUACCGAAAAUGUCAACGAUAGGAUAUUUUGUGCGAGAAGAAUGAACAUAUAGUUCAGAGAGAUGAUACGGCUAUAGAGAUCUGCUAGAGAAACUUAUUGAAAUUUACACGAGUAUACCAGCAAUAAUUCAUAGAUCAUCACUCCAGAUUGGGACAUUGCAGGGGCCACGGAGUCACCCACCAAUUCUGAGUUAGAACACUUCAUCAAAAGCUCAUACAUGACCAAGAACAAUAAGAGGAGAACGAAUUACAACUUGGGUUGCAAAAUCCAGCCCUCAGCCACCAACGAUUGCGGCAACUUAAGCCACAGGCGGUCGGAGCACAUGGUCCUGUGAGGUAUCAACCGAAGCCGGCGGCAUAAACUGCCACAUAGCAACUCCCGGAUAACCAAUGAAAGGCACCAACUUGUUGCCGGGAGCUUGUCCUUGAGCUGCAGCAAAGGCGGCAGCUGGAAUAGCAGGGGGAGCAGGCAAAAAGCUAGGUUGAGCGUGAAUGGUUUUCAUUUGCUGUUCCAGCUUCUCUUUCUCUGCUUUAAGACGCUGCUUCUCAUCACGAAGUUCAUUCUUCUCCACCUUCAAUUCUUUAAUUUUCUCUUGAAGACUUGAAUUUGAGUCCUUCAGUUUCUGUGCUUCACC
Linum tenue is the source of this 4424-nucleotide messenger RNA. The record is from the annotation of a GenBank genome assembly. NCBI's taxonomy places the organism in Eukaryota, Viridiplantae, Streptophyta, Magnoliopsida, Malpighiales, Linaceae.